GAGCGCAUGUGCGCGCGCCGGCUCGCGCGCGAGCCCGUCCAGUACAUCCUCGGCGAUUGGGACUUCAUGGACCUCACGCUCGAGGUGCGGCCGCCGGUGCUCAUCCCGCGGCCGGAGACGGAGGGGCUGGUAGAGCUGGUGGCGCAGGCGCACGGCGACGCGGCCGCCUUCCUCGACGUCGGCUGCGGCACCGGCGCCAUCGGCCUCGCGCUCCUCAGCAGGCUGCCCGCCGCCCGCUGCGUCGGGAUCGACGUCAGCGCUAGCGCGGCUGCGCUCGCGGCACGCAACGCGGAGCUGUGCGGGCUGGACGACCGGUAUUCGGCAGCCGCUGUCGACGGCGGGGUGGCGGCGUGGCGCCCAUCCGACCAGCGCUUCGACGUCGUGGUGAGCAACCCGCCGUACAUCCCUCGGGCCGACUACGAGCAGCUCGAGCCCGAGGUGGCAGGCCACGAGGACGAGCGCGCGCUCUGCGGCGGCGACGAUGGCCUCGACGUCGUGCGGGAAGUGCUGCUGGCGGCGCCGCGGCUGCUGCGGCAAGGCGGUCCGCGCGCGGUGUGGCUCGAGGUGGACCCGUCCCACCCGCCCCUGAUCGAGGCGUGGCUGCGCGACGCGCGGCCCGACCUGGGCAUGGAGCUCGCUCGAGCGGAAUGGGACGUGUUUGGCCGGCUGCGGUUCUGCGAGGUGCGGUGGCGAGGUGGUGUUGAGUGAUGUUCUUGUGCGUUGUGGGCGAAUCGUGCUAAACGUCUGAUCUCUGUUACUGUCAUGGCACACGACAAUUCUCGCUGUGACUGACAAACUUACUAGUUAGGC
This is a messenger RNA of Emiliania huxleyi CCMP1516, 810 nucleotides long. Its product is annotated as HemK methyltransferase family member 1. Gene Ontology annotation, cellular component: mitochondrion. Gene Ontology annotation, biological process: protein methylation. The record is from RefSeq and is a predicted model, not a curated record. NCBI's taxonomy places the organism in Eukaryota, Haptophyta, Isochrysidales, Noelaerhabdaceae. Bases 7 to 708 code for a protein of 233 amino acids. The transcript is spliced from 2 exons. Gene Ontology annotation, molecular function: nucleic acid binding; protein methyltransferase activity.